AUGAGCCCCGUGUCGUGCGAGAAGCUGACUGCCGCCCGGGAGUGGCUAGAGGAGUCGGCAAAGGCCUUUGGCUUGACUGCAGACUUGCCAAGGUCCCUUGAAGAGCUCUUGAAACUUCAGGAGCAGAUCAAAGCCGAGCGGGAGGUGGCGAAUCGCCAUGCAAGGUGCGUCAGAGAGCUGAAGACCAAGGUGCUGAAGAAACCUCGACGGGUGUCGAUCGAUACUGGCGGCGAUGCAGCAACCGCGGAGGCUUCUCGCAGGAAGACCACCGAGCUGGUCGAAGCCCUCUCUGCGCGAGUGGAGGCUGCAGAGUCCUCUGCACAUCUCCUCCGUCUAGUGGAGCACCUGCGUGACACGCUGCAGCACUGGCCGGAGGACCAGCACUGCCAUCUCUCCCCAGUGCUGGAGGCCGCCGAUCGAAGGUUGGAGUCGCUGCAGACUCAGGAGGCUGCUAUGAAAGCAGCGCAGGCAGAGGAGGCAAAGAGUGAGCACGGUAAGCAGCAGUGGCAGCAAAAGGAGCGACAGCAGCAACAGCACUACCGCGAGAGAAACGCAAUACCAGCUAACACAAGGUGUGCCCAGGUACUGCGGGACUUCCUCGCUGGAUGUCCCACCCCUGUCGCUGCAGAAGGAGUGCUCACGGCUUCCUUCUGGACUCCGCUGGACGCGCCGCCACAGAACACUGUCGAUGCGCUGAUCGCAGAUCUCUUCUGCCAUCCCAGCAUCUCAGCCGUGGUUGGCCAAGCGAUUGGCGCCGAAUGGUGGUGGCAGGAUGUCGACGAAACCGAUCCUCCGAAGGUGUACCACAGGGACUGCAACAUUUUCCUGGAGCAUGACGAAGCAACGAAACUCUUUCCGGAUUGGAGUUCGGUGCUUUACCUGACGGACAUCGGUGGUGCAACGGCGAUGUUCGAAAAUGACGAGGUGCAUGGAAGGUCCUAUCUGUGUGGCCCUCGCCAGGAAGGUAUUUGCUCUUUCCCGGCUCCUGGCUUCACUGCGUGCUCCAUCCCGACGAGCCGCUGCCGGGUGAUAGGAUAA
Molecule: messenger RNA, 1038 nt
Organism: Symbiodinium sp. CCMP2592
Lineage: Eukaryota; Dinophyceae; Suessiales; Symbiodiniaceae
Source: the annotation of a GenBank genome assembly